CCAAUGGGUUUGGCAACAAUCUUUCUAUCAUUUACAUUUUGAUGCACGUUAUCAAUUUCAAAAAGAAAAAUUUUGAAAGAGCUACCCAAAACAAAAACAUGAGUAUAGUAACUGAUAAGAGAUUUUGUUAUUCCAGGAACUGAUUCCUCAACAAUGUAUCUACCGAUUGCCAGUGUUCUAGUAUCUCUAUAUUAAGAUUUUUUCCAAAUCUCAAAUAGAGAUAGCACUGGCAGAGAGUGAAGGAGUUAAGUCUAUACCACUGGAUAAAGCUUAUUGCCGACUUAUUCUUGGAUAGCUCAAAAAGGUACUGAGCUGGGAGGGGAAAACGCAUUUUUAAUUGGAAAAAAAAAAGUUUCCAACAGUGAGUAAUAUCUUCCUUCCCAGCUGACUGCGAGUUAAGUGUCGGUACCAUGACUGGGCCUAUGCUAAGUAAUGGGGUUUCACUACGUUACCCUCCAAUAUUGUACAGAUAGGAAACCGAAGCCCUGCGUGGCAGGACCGGGAAGGAAAGCACCGGCACCACACCCUCCCUCCGGCCGCCGGCUCGCAGUGACAGCAGCCCCGCGCAGCAGCGAGGCGCCGGGCCUGGGCGCGCUGCGCCGUUGGGCACUCGUUGCCCGGCCUCGGUCUCUGGCCUGCCGCUCCGCCGCCGCCCCACCCGCCCCCGCGGCCCGCCCCCGGGGCGGACGACCAAGGCCUAAUCGCCUCCCGGCUGCGGGGCCUAGGGGUGGCAGGAGCCGCGGAUGAGGAGAGACGCCUGUGCCGCCGCCUUGGCUCUUCAGCGCGGCGGCGGCGGCGCCCGCGGCCCGAGGCUCCGGCUCUCCCGCUCACGUGCUGCCCGAAAGAUGGUU
Messenger RNA from Manis javanica (Malayan pangolin), 851 nucleotides. The record is from RefSeq and is a predicted model, not a curated record. Lineage: Eukaryota; Metazoa; Chordata; Mammalia; Pholidota; Manidae.